Molecule: messenger RNA, 1836 nt
Organism: Mycena indigotica
Lineage: Eukaryota; Fungi; Basidiomycota; Agaricomycetes; Agaricales; Mycenaceae
Exons: 11
Coding region: 1-1836 (611 amino acids)
Biological process (GO): nucleotide-excision repair; transcription by RNA polymerase II; transcription by RNA polymerase I
Cellular component (GO): transcription factor TFIIH core complex; transcription factor TFIIH holo complex
Source: RefSeq, a predicted model, not a curated record
AUGCCUUCUUUCGUGUGUGCGGCAAAAGCAUCGUAUAAAAAGCUCCCUGGGCUGCUGGAACUCACUGAAGCGCACCUCCAAUGGGCUCAAGACGGAAAACAACCCUCUGUACGCGUUCCAUUAGCAGAUGUGUCUGCUCUUUUCUGCAGCAAAGAAGGCGCACAGCAGGUCAGACUCAAGGUGGCCCUCUUCAACGACGAGAAUGGCCAUAGUUUCGCUUUCACAUCCCCAAAAGCCCAACAUGAACGCGAGAACUUCAAGACAGAACUCACCGCCAUUGUUGGUCGGAAUCGAGCAAGUGCUGAAGCUGCUGCCCGUGCUCCCGCUCCUCCAAAGCCCUCCCCGAUACAAGCACCACCGCCUCCCGCCACGCUUCCUCAACGUCCAUCCAUUUCGCAUACCCCGUCUCGCGCAGCUUCUGUCUCUUCAAGUGACCCACGAAACCUUAUAAUCAUCCCAGGAAAUGACUACGCUACCGAUGUUCGUCUGCGCAAGGAAGUCCUCAAGAGCGAUACUGAGCUUGGCGCUCUGCAUCGUGAGCUCGUUGCAAUGACCGGUCAACUGUCCGAAGUAGAGUUUUGGGAAGGCCGAGAACAUCUCCUUCUCUCCCUCGCCGCCUCUGAGAACCAGCGAAAGGGAAAGCCUGGCCCUAUCGUCGACCCGCGCCCGGAGACCGUAGAGGGUGAAAUCAAAAUCGUCAUGACCCCCCAGAUGAUCCAGGAAAUCUUCGAGGAAUAUCCUGUGAUCGCAAAAGCCCAUAGAGAAAACGUCCCCAGCAAAUUGUCCGAGGGCGAGUUUUGGACGCGAUAUUUCAAGUCGAAGCUAUACCAUGCACAUCGGGCAUCCAUUCGUUCAACUGCAGUUCAACAUGUCGUUCAAGAUGACCCUAUACUCGACAAGUACCUCGAAAGGAUUGACGAUGAACUUGAACCCCGACGGCAGCGAUCAGAACGGGUAGAAUUGUUUGUGGACUUAGCAGCAACAUCAGAAGACCAUGUUGAAACGGGAAAUGAAAAAGACGUCACCAUGCUUGCAGGAAGGCAGCGCGGGGCACUACCUCUGAUCAGAAAAUUCAACGAACAUUCGGAGCGACUCCUGAAUUCUGCGCUCGGCGAUAUUCCUGCUUCCAAGCGACAAAAACUUAACGCCGAUGGUGAUUAUGGACAAAUAGAUCUGGACGAUUUGCACGACGCCGAGUCCGCCGCCGGCAUUGUUCUUGAAAUGCAAGAUCGUCAACGUUACUUCGAAGGAGGUGUAGCGAAUGGCUCGUCUACGGAAGCAGACAAGCCUCGCGACAUGAAAAGCCUAAUACGAAAUGCGAAGCAGAACAUGGAUGGAUGGGAGGCCAAGUUAUCUCAGCUGAAAAUCGAGCGUCCGGCCGGCGAUGCGGCAUUCAGCUCCAUGACACAGAACGUCUCGGCUCGAUUAGAAGUCAAGAUGCGGAAAAGUCGGUCCACUCUACUCUUUCUUGGCUUAGUGCCUUUGCUGAUCGCGGUUGGAGAUGACAUCCCUGAUGCGUUUUUCCGACAAAUGACAAUCUGCCAGGCGGCGGCGAAUGAGUUUUUGCGCCAGUUUUGGUCAUCGAUGCAUCCACCUGCGACCGAGGUGCAAGUUGUUGCGCUGCCCACGCCCCAACAAAGAGCGGCAAAGGCUGCAAAAAUGAUCAGCUUUCUUUCGAAGACACAGGACAAGGUUGACGCUCUAGUGCACAUGUCUAUUCAGUACAAUGUGGAUCCAAAACGGGUAGAAAUUGCUCUGAAACCCAUCAUGACGGCUGUGAAUCGUGCUAUUGGAUAUCAUCAGACGAAGACUACAAAGCCCGCUGCCCGCGGCUAG